AUGGGAGCUGAAAAAGAAAAUUUACCUCCCGCCAAAUAUUUCUUGCAAAAAUUGGAUCACUCCAGUCCAACAGACCAGAGAUAUUGGGAACAGAGAUAUUUCGUAAAUGAAAGUUUUUAUGAUUUUAACAAUCCUGGACCUGUUUUUCUGAUGAUUGGUGGCGAAGGUACUGCUGAUCCACGAUGGAUGGUUAAAGGAACAUGGAUUGAUUAUGCGAUUCAUUUUAAAGCACUCUGCAUUCAACUGGAACAUCGUUACUAUGGACAAAGUCGGCCAACUAUGGAUCUCAGUGUUAAAAACCUUCAAUACUUAUCAUCAUAUCAAGCGCUGGCAGAUUUGGCUUACUUCAUAAAUGCUAUGAAUAAUAAAUACAAGUUCAAUAAAGAAGUUAAAUGGGUUGUGUUUGGAGGUUCCUAUCCUGGUUCUUUGGCAGCUUGGAUGAGACUUAAAUACCCACAUUUGGUUCAUGCCGCUGUUUCUUCUAGCGGACCGCUUGUGGCCAAAGUAAAUUUUAUGGAAUACUUCCAAGUGGUAGUGAAUGCUCUCCGUGAGAAGACUGGCAGCGAAGAUUGUGUCGGGCAAGUGAAGUUGGCUCACAAACAGAUACAAGAAAUUAUCAAAACUGACCCUGCUACUAUUGAACGAGAGUUUAGAGUUUGCAAACCUUUUUCCAAAGCAUCUCAGAAUGACAUGAAGAACUUUUACAACUCCAUAGCCGAUGAUUUUGCGGAUUUAGUUCAAUAUAAUGAAGACAAUCGUAUCAGCGGUGACAAGAAGUAUAAGAAUCUUACAAUCAACACGGUGUGUGAUAUGUUAACUGAGCCAGGUGGUAAGCCAGCAUUCAAGAGGCUAGCGGCCUACAAUUCAAUAGUACUGAAUAAAUCCAAUCAAUCCUGCUUGGACUACAGUUAUGACAACAUGAUAAAGGAACUGAGAAAUACUAGUUGGGGAUCCGAAGGAGGCCGUCAAUGGAUGUACCAGACCUGCACAGAGUUUGGUUUUUAUCAGACCUCAUCCAGCGAGAUAGAAGUAUUCGGAGACUUCUCAAUAGAGUUCUUCAUACAGCAGUGCAGGGACGUCUUUGGUAACAAAUUUAACGAUGCUUUUAUAAACGAUGCGGCCAAAUGGACGAACAGUGACUACGGUGGGUUGAAUAUACCGGCUAAGAGAGUUGUGUACGUGCAUGGCUCUAUAGACCCGUGGCACGCCCUCGGAAUGACCACCACUGAGGAAAACGACGCUCCAGCUAUAUACAUCAGAGGCAAGAAUAUAAAUAUUUAUACGACUGGAUCGAUUUUGAUGAAAUUUUUUGUACAGCCCACUGCGCGAACAUGUACCCUGCUAGCAAGAACGAUAAUCCUGGGCUUGUGUCGGCGAGGAUGGAAGUCCGCAGCUACUUGGAGUCCUGGCUCGGGAUGCCAUGACCCACCGGCGUCACGAGGCUCUGAGAGGGGAAGUCCCACGUUAUGUGGGGACGGCGGAUAA
Danaus chrysippus (African queen) is the source of this 1485-nucleotide messenger RNA. NCBI's taxonomy places the organism in Eukaryota, Metazoa, Arthropoda, Insecta, Lepidoptera, Nymphalidae. The record is from the annotation of a GenBank genome assembly.